GACCAGCUAUACAUACUGGAACGUGACCUGAACACAUUAGUUAGGGAGGAGGUUCCUCCUGAAACGUUUCCCAUCAAAGGCACAAUGAGAGGUAGAGAAAUCUGAGCUCCUCUGGCUGAUGAAGGCAUUGUUAGGCAUGCUCUGUUCACAGCUGCAAAAAUGCAGAAUCUGACAGAGCUUUCUGUCAAUGCGACUUUCCCAAAAAGCUUCUCUAUGAUUGUCAAGGUGUGUGUGGUGAUCCCGUUGUUCUGCCUCUUCCUGGGCUGCAUCGCUGUCAUGCUCCAGAUCUUUGCCUCUCACAGGCAGUUUUUGGACACUUCCCGUUACAUCCUGUUUGCUCACAUGCUGGUCAACGACACCCUGCAGAUCCUGUCCUCUGUGCUGCUCUUCCUCUGUGUGAUGGGCCAGGUGAAGUUUCCUCUUCUGUUCUGUGUCCCUCUGCUGUUUGUGUCCACCGGCACCUUUCAGAACACCACCUUGAUCCUGGCUGCCAUGUCUCUGGAGCGUUACGUUGCCAUUUUGUACCCCUUGCACCGGCCGGCCUCCUGGCGCCCAGACCGAAUCUGGAUCAUCGUUCUGAGCCUGUGGUCCAUCAGCUUCAUAUUCCCCAUCAUCGAGUUUUCCAUCGGGAAACACAAUCCGGCUGUAGAUGUCCUUUCUAGCAACAUGCUUUGCAAAGCUACUGUUAUUAACUCAUCCCCGACCCAGGGACUGUACCGACUUGCCGUGAAUGUGCUUUUCUUUGCAGUGGUGGGGGUUAUCAUCCUCUUCACCUAUGUGAGGAUUUUGCUGGAAGCCCGGAAGCUGCGGCAGGACAGAGCGUCAGUGAGCAAAGCAAUGCACACAGUGCUGCUGCAUGGCUUCCAGCUGCUGCUGUGCAUGCUUGCGUUCACUCACCCCAUUUCAGAAACUCUCAUUGUGCUUCACACAGCCUGGCUGGCUGAGGACGUGGCCUUUUUUAAUUACUUCUGCUUCAUACUGAUGCCUCGCUUUCUCAGCCCGCUCAUUUACGGCUUCAGGGAUCAGAAUCUGAGGAAGCACAUCAGGAAAAGGUUCCUCUGCUGCACAAAGAUAGACGAGGCACUUUUCAAACACUGAGUCGGCUUUUCAUCAAAUAGAAAAUGUCAGCGUUAAAACGUUUUAGUCAUGUUCAAACAUAUGUGCAAGCCUCAAAGCGGGCUUGCUGUCAACCACAUCUAUUUUGAAACAACAAUUGACUGAAAAUAAGAACGUUAAGAAAGUUUUAAUAGUGGAGGAUUUUAUGUUACGCACAAGAUGGCUUUCUCAGAGGAAUUGAUACUGAAAAGACCCAGGGGCCGCAUUCUGUGUUGUAAUCUUACAUUUCGGUGGACAAGAAGUCAAAAAUAAAUAUUUCUAACAGUAAAAUUAUGAUAGUUUUGUAAUUGUACAGCCACUGUGGGAAGGAACUUGUGGCAGAAUUCAGGCCAAAGAACAUUUCUGAACAGAUUUUAAUCAUUUCUGGCUAAUGUUGCUGAUUUGUGCCAUUUAAUAAGACUUGAAGUAAACUUGUUCUUGAAAAGUCUACCCUAAACUCAGAAUAUAUGCUAGGACUUGGCUACUCUGAAGUUGACUGAUGAUAUUAAAGGAGAAGAGGGGAAAAAAGGGGUUUGGUGUUUGUGCAAAACUAUAGAACUGCAAAAAAAAGAAUGUGCCGUUUGAAGAUAUUACAAUCUCUCCGCCAUUGCAGAUUGUCACCAUGUUCUAAUAAUUUACAAUCUUUUGUCAUAUUGUCCAUGCUGAAUUGAGAAUAAUUAAAUUGCAUUUUAUAGACCGAUCAUCAACCUUAUGGAGAAAUAAGUUCAAAUAUGUAAUGUCUUUAAAGCAUUGUUAAAUUAGUUUUUUAUUUCAUUUUACGAAAUAUAAAAAAAUCUUAUUUUCAGUUUGCCAUCAAAUGCAGCAUGAGUGCUGUACUUGUUACUAGCCUGCAGGAAAUCCACUUAAUCACACAAUCCACAGGCUUUCAUUGUGUGCAAAACCUAUAAAUUAACUGUGGGAUGUAAAUAUUAAAAUCAUUCUGUUGUGUUACUGUUUCCUUUUAUGUGCUUAAAAGGUUUAUUAUAAAAAAAACAUAUAAUUGCUUAAUAAUUGUGCUUGAAGGAAGCCAAAUAUCUCCUUUUUGACUUACAGAAAAGUUGACAGUCACUAUAAAACAGAGUAAUUGGUAAAAUGCUGAUUUUAAAA
Fundulus heteroclitus (mummichog) is the source of this 2202-nucleotide messenger RNA. It is a transcript of the gene or95a1, whose product is annotated as odorant receptor, family H, subfamily 129, member 1. Gene Ontology annotation, molecular function: G protein-coupled receptor activity. Gene Ontology annotation, biological process: G protein-coupled receptor signaling pathway. The coding region runs from base 160 to 1098 and encodes 312 amino acids. The record is from RefSeq and is a predicted model, not a curated record. The transcript has 2 exons. Gene Ontology annotation, cellular component: membrane. NCBI's taxonomy places the organism in Eukaryota, Metazoa, Chordata, Actinopteri, Cyprinodontiformes, Fundulidae.